This is a messenger RNA of Limulus polyphemus (Atlantic horseshoe crab), 3228 nucleotides long. It is a transcript of the gene PIG-M, whose product is annotated as GPI mannosyltransferase 1-like. The transcript has 2 exons. Gene Ontology annotation, cellular component: membrane; glycosylphosphatidylinositol-mannosyltransferase I complex. The record is from RefSeq and is a predicted model, not a curated record. The coding region runs from base 1169 to 2353 and encodes 394 amino acids. Gene Ontology annotation, biological process: GPI anchor biosynthetic process. Gene Ontology annotation, molecular function: alpha-1,4-mannosyltransferase activity; GPI mannosyltransferase activity. NCBI's taxonomy places the organism in Eukaryota, Metazoa, Arthropoda, Merostomata, Xiphosura, Limulidae.
AAAUACAAAGGCCUCAGGUGUUUUCACGAAAACUAACGAUUUCUUAAAUGUGGAUUUUAGUGGGUAUUUUGAUACAUAAACAAUAAACAGUAGUGAACUUCGAAAAAAAAAUUAUAUUUUUGAAAAGCCCAUUACGAAUAAAAGUUUUCCACAGAAGAACAUCAAAAUCCAUGAUUCCAAAUUUCUUUACCUGUUGAGAUAACCGAGUUUUGGUGCAGGAAGAGUGGCGCAUUCAAUCGUCAAUAAUAAAAGAAUUUACAGACUUAAUCAUUUGUUACUAGGCCUGUAUUUAUCAUUAUAUGAGGUGCAAUAAGGCGUCAUGUAUUAGAAAAUGAUGAAGUUAAAAUAUAAUUGUGCAGUUGAAAACAGUUUUUAGGAAAAGCUCUGAUAUAUAAACUACAAAUUGUUUCCACCUUUCCAACAUUAUACUGAGUGCUGGUCAAGUGUUUCAAGUUAACUAGUUUUGGAACAAUUUAGUACUAACAAUUAGAAAACAGGAUAAGGAAUGUCCAUGAUUUCCAUUAUAUGAAGGACAGGUAGGAUUUAAGGAUCCUUCUAUUUCUAGAUGGAAAAAAAGAUAAGUAUAAUGUUGUUACUCAGUUUGUGAAGCUCAAACAUAAGCAGUGAUUGUAAUGGUGAUAAUUAGAAUGGUAUAUCCCUUGUUAAUACCAAAUACAACACAUGAAAUUUGAAUGUAGAGUUCUUGAAAAAUGUUAAACCUAAUCUGAUGAUGUAGUUGAACAUCAAUAAGUUCCAAGUGUAGAUCAGAAUGUCAUGGGGCAUUGCUGCAGGUUAUAUCAACAGCUAUUUUUUUAAGAAUUAUACUAACGUAUAGUAUUGUGUAUCCAGUUGAGUUCAGUUCCGUAUUAGGUGAUAAUCCCAAGGGUUCAAUUGACAGGUACUGACACCUCGUUGAGACUGGCUGCUUUGCAGGACAUAGAAGAGAGUUCCUUUACUGAUGUUACCAAUGUGCAAUCAUAAGAUUCAAGUCCAUAUGGAAACAAGACAGUUGAUACACAAGAAAAGCAUCCUUUCUGACAAUUUAAGAGAAGCCUAAAAAACCUGUGUUUUAGUGGGACUCAAACUAGUAUUUAUCAUCCUGAAUAAGUGUUUGUAUGAUAAUUAUGUACAGUUCUUAUUUGUUUUUUAGAACAACUAUUAUUUUAUAAUGACAUCACUGGCAUUUCAUCUUUCUGUAGCUACAGUUUUACGUGUAAUUUUAAUUGGUUAUGGUGAAUGGCAAGAUAGAAAUUUUCUGGUAAAAUAUACAGAUAUUGAUUAUUACGUGCUUACAGAUGCUGCACGUUAUAUUGCUGAUGGUAAAUCCCCGUUCCUUAGACACACCUAUCGUUACACACCAUUAUUGGCCUUCCUCCUUUUGCCUAAUAUUUUUGUCAGUUUUAUAUGGGGGAAGCUUUUGUUUUCUUUGUUGGACAUUUUCAUUGGCUAUGUUAUGUACCAACUGCUUAAAAAGUGUAAUAUUUCAAACAGUAAGAUGCUUUUUAGUGUGUGUGUUUGGCUUUAUAAUCCUCUGAACAUAGCUGUAUCAACCCGAGGAAAUGCAGAGUCGUUGCUAUCUGCUGUAAUUAUACUAAGUCUAUUCUACUUUUAUAAAAAUCAGUGGUUGUUGGCAGGAAUAUUGUAUGGACUUUCAGUUCAUCUUAAACCAUAUCCCAUUAUAUUUGCACCAGUUCUAUACUUUUCAUUAACACAUAGGAUUGUGUCAUUAAACCAAGGAAUUGUGCACUGCAUCCACAAGCUCCUUGUGCCAAACAGAGAUAGACUAAUGUUUCUUUUGGCAACAGGAGUUGGUUUUUUCCUGCCUACGUGUAUAUGCUACAAGCUAUAUGGUAUGAACUACAUACAAGAGUCCUUUCUGUACCACAUAACUAGAAAAGACACACGACACAACUUUUCCCCCUUUUUUUACUUGCUAUACUUGUAUCAAGGAGAAGACCACUAUUGGUUAUCUUUUGUUACUUUUAUUCCACAAGUUAUCUUAUUACUUGCACUAGCAGUCAUCUUUCACUCUCCCAAGGACUUGCCAUUUUGCUUAUUUGCUCAGACUUUAGUUUUUGUAUCAUUUAACAAAGUCUGCACCUCACAGUACUUUUUGUGGUAUCUGACUUUUCUACCACUAGUAAUUCCAAAAUUGACUCUUUCUUUAAAAGGUGGAGUUAGCUACUUAACUGCUUGGCUACUAGGUCAGGGAAUGUGGUUGUGUUUAGCAUAUUAUUUGGAAUUUGAAGGAAAAAAUACCUUUUUAUAUAUUUGGUUGGCAGGACUAGUUUUUUUCUUAAUAAAUGUGUAUAUACUUGGUGUUCUAAUUUAUAACUAUGGAAAACAAUCAUAAUAGUUACUUUAUUCUGUUUGAUUUUAUAAAUCACUAUAAAAAAAAUUCUGUAUGUAAUUACUCCUAAAAGUUUCAUCAUUAUAAUAGUUUGUAUUUUUAACUUACAUUGUUUUUUGUGAUACUCUUUUGCUAUUUUUCUUUGUUGUAGAAUAUACAAAAUUAUUAGGUUUUGGCCAUUAUGUUGUCUCGUAAUUUGGAUAGUAAGAGGCUUCCUAAUUUUCACCAUGUCGGUGAGAAGUCAGAAUAGUUAUAAUUUAUCUUAAAGUCACAGUGAAAACAUUGAUAUCAUUUAUUUAGUAUUUGGUGUAAAGUGUAAAACUUAUAAGUUUGAAUAUAUUAACUCAUUAUUUGUACAUGUUUUAAUAAAGUAGAAAUGGAUUGACAUUAUAAUUUUGUAAAAUCACAUUUGGUGAAUUGAUGAAAGUAACUGAGACAAAGCUGUUAAGCCAUAAAAUGAAAAUUAUAGUUUGAAAGGGUAGUUUGUAAUUCAAUGUUUAUGUUACAUAUUGUUAUUGCUAUAAAAUUUUCUACUUUCUGAAAAUAAAACAAGUGCAUGAAAGUGAUGGUUAGGAUAAUUCUAGAAUGCCAUGUCUAGUUUAGUUGAAGAAUUUAUAUAAUCAAAAUGUAUUGUGUGAUCAUGUGUUUGAAAUUGUUUAUGAAAAGACUAUAUUAUGUAUAUAAUGUCUUCAUGUCCUUCCUCUCCUAUGUAGUAGUAUCUGAUUUAUAUUAUUAUAAAAACAGACAUUUUAGUGUUCAUAAAUGAAUCUUGUGUAAUAAAGCCUACAAUCAACCAAAGUUGAGUUGUGUAUAAGCAAAUGUUUUGUAUAAAUAAUAUGAUAACAUGAAAAUGCAGUAUUAAAAGCAAUUAAAAAAUA